Lasiodiplodia theobromae is the source of this 1221-nucleotide messenger RNA. RefSeq names its product putative fad oxidoreductase. Gene Ontology annotation, molecular function: oxidoreductase activity. Lineage: Eukaryota; Fungi; Ascomycota; Dothideomycetes; Botryosphaeriales; Botryosphaeriaceae. The record is from RefSeq and is a predicted model, not a curated record. Bases 1 to 1221 code for a protein of 406 amino acids. The transcript has a single exon. Gene Ontology annotation, cellular component: cytoplasm.
AUGUCCAUCAACAAUUAUCCUCAUACUCCAAAAAGCGCCUCCUACGAUGUCAUCAUCAUUGGUGGCGCUACAAGCGGCUCAUCUAUUGCCUGGUUCUUGAGCUCAAACCCCGACUUCAACGGCCGUAUCCUCGUCGUGGAGCGAGACCCUUCUCUCCAGUUCUCCGCAACCAAGGCUAGCAACAACUGCAUUCGUCAACAGUUUGCGACCUCGAUCAACGUCAAGAUCGCACAAUACGGGGCCUCUUUCAUCAAGGACUUUCACAAAAACCUGGACAACGACCCGAACGUGCCCAACAUCCCGAUCCGCAACUUCGGCUACCUAUACCUUGCCGACAACCAAGCCUUUGCCAAAGUAUUGGAAGAGGACCGCGAUUUGCAGGCGUCGUGUGGAGCCGGCACACGCAUCGUCUCUCGCAGCGAGAUCGCCAAGAAAUAUCCGUUCUACCAUCUCGAAGACGUUGUCUGUGGCAGCCUCAACACCGUAGAUGAAGGCGCGUUUGAUGCACUCGGCAUGGUGGAGUGGCUACGACAGAAAGCCACUGCUCGAGGCGUUGAAUACGUGCACAGCGAGGUAGUCGCCGUCGGUAGAGCUGGCGAUGAAAUCAAAACAGUCACUCUGAAGACCGGAGAAACCAUUGCAGUUGGGAGGGUUGUCAAUGCGAGUGGCACUCGUGCUGGCCAAGUGGCUUCCAUGGCGGGUGUCAACCUGCCCAUCGAAGCGCGCCGGCGCUACACAUACAUCUUCGAGGUGGAUCAGCCGCUCGAUCAAGAUCUGCCGCUGACGAUAGACCCAACUGGCGUACAUCUUCGCUCAUUCGGCGAGAAAGACUACCUUGUAGGCUGCCCGCCCAUUGGACCCGACAUCGCUGUCGAUGUCGACGAUUUCGGUUACCCGGAGGAUGUUUGGAACGAGAAGAUCUUUCCGGUCCUUGCCAAGCGCGUGCCACAAUUUUCCACGGCCAGAAUCACUCAAUCGUGGGUCGGCCACUACGAGUUCAACACAUUUGACCACAAUGCCAUCAUCGGUCCUCACACGGAAGUGAAGAAUUUGCUUUUCUGCUGUGGGUUCUCCGGACAUGGGAGCCAACAGGCACCGGCUUGUGGGAGAGCGCUUGCGGAACUUAUUGUCUACGGAGCCUUCCGUACCCUUGAUCUCUCGGACCUGCUCUACAACAGAAUUCCGUCUGGACGGCCCAUUCUGGAACGGGCCGUUAUCUAA